Lachancea lanzarotensis is the source of this 1545-nucleotide messenger RNA. Its product is annotated as LALA0S11e02938g1_1. The transcript has a single exon. The record is from RefSeq and is a predicted model, not a curated record. The coding region runs from base 1 to 1545 and encodes 514 amino acids. NCBI's taxonomy places the organism in Eukaryota, Fungi, Ascomycota, Saccharomycetes, Saccharomycetales, Saccharomycetaceae. Gene Ontology annotation, molecular function: zinc ion binding; DNA-binding transcription factor activity, RNA polymerase II-specific. Gene Ontology annotation, biological process: regulation of DNA-templated transcription.
AUGGCAGGUUUCGAUGGAGGCGUCAAAGAGCUCAAGACGUGUGCCCGAUGUCGCAGAAAUAAAAUCAAAUGCGAUUAUAACGAAAAAAAACCUGGACCUUGUACAGCAUGUGAGAAGCGAUGUGUAGAUUGUAGUGCUGAUUAUGUUGUCCCGCACAAACGAUCUCAAGAACUUAUCAGUAUUGUAGAGGGUGUUAGUCAAGUAGGUGAACUUAUGAAAGACAUAUCUUCUGAGUACGAUUUUCUGGGCAAAAUGUCAAAAGAAUUGUGCGGUACUCCUGUCGUUGUGGAAGACGUGUAUUCUACGAGUAAAGUUAUAAAAGUGGGUAAAAAUUCGUAUCUGUUCUUGACCAUAUGUGGGGACAAUUUCAUUGUUAAUAAUUGUUGUAUUCCUAUUGUUGAAAUUGAUAUCUGUUUGGCCGAGUUUGGGCGUCUGGUAAAAGAGUUGUUGCAGUUGUAUGCGACCUGGGAAGUUCAGCAAGAAACUGUGUCUGAUGCGAUUGUUGGGGAAAGGUCUAGUCGAUAUACUUUGCGAAAUUUGUUUGAUAACGAGGAAUUACCAUUGCUAUUGUGCCUGUUGAAUUUUUAUUUUGUUAUUCCGGGUUUGGAUUAUGAGCGCCUAUAUGACUUGAUUGUUGAUGAUUAUUGUUUAAUGGCUGUCGACGACAGAAAGGAUGGGCGGUGCUAUGAUAGAGCUACUAUGGCCACAUUCGUCGUGGGAAGGAGCCGUCAAUCGGGCGGUAUUCAUUUUAAUGGUGAAGUAUUUGUGAAGAAACUGACGUUGUACCUGUUUUACCACAUUGUGUUGUAUGGUUUAAAGCAUUAUUUGGAUUGUUUCAUGGAUAGGUACAUUCGAACCUUGGAACAAGUGCGAAAGAAAAUCAACAUAGAAAAGAAUUGGGAAGUUAAGUGGGUGAACUUUUACAUCAAGAUAUUUGACCUUGUGGGAAAGGGAUGUUCUCCAAUGUCUUUCGGAGACAACGAAAUUAAUCUUUUGAAAGUUAUCCAGUUCGACCUGGAGUUGCUAUGGGGAGUAGGAUAUGGAUCUAAAGCUACUGAAAUGUGCUAUCAAAAUUAUGAGGAACUUGGGAGGUUUAUGGUGAAAAGUUGCAAUAGAAUGCCUUUUUUUGUUACGCUUAUGGCUCAAUUUGUGUUCAUUAAUUUGGUAAUUGUUGAAAAUGGGGAGGGAACAAUGACCAGCGUUAUGGAACAAGUAUGUUUCAAUGGGUUCAAUGGUGUAUCGUAUGAAGAGCAUCGAGGCUCGUACCCUUCGUUUGAAGAAAAGAGAAAGGAGCGCGUGAACGAUGGAAUAAGGGAUAGCGAUGUUUUGAGGAUCAUUAACAGAAACGCAGUUUUGAGGAACACCGUUUUUGAGGAUAUGGAUAUGUUUGAGGUUUUGUUGGUUGCAUUGAGCGAAGAAGGUUGCGAAAAGCUUAGAAGACGCUGCUGUUGUAAAAUGAUCGCUGAUCUGUUUGAGAAGGUAAUAGUCGAAGGAAUGAAAGAUGAGGUGGAAGUCAUCAACUUGAGACAAGGGAAUGAAGAAUAG